Bactrocera oleae (olive fruit fly) is the source of this 1848-nucleotide messenger RNA. Its product is annotated as cilia- and flagella-associated protein 184. The record is from RefSeq and is a predicted model, not a curated record. Lineage: Eukaryota; Metazoa; Arthropoda; Insecta; Diptera; Tephritidae.
AAUAUUUCGGCGUUGCGUAAGCAGAAAAAGGAGUUAUUGGUUAAAAUAGCUAAAAUUGAAACAAAGUGUAAAGAAAGGGAAGCACGCGGUGUUUGUUUAAAUGAAGAAAAAACGUAUGAGCAAAAAGAUUGUGGAACAUGAUAAUAAUAAACAUAUCGGUUUGGCGGUUCAAACUAUUGGUUAUCAACCCGUAGAAGAAUCUGUUCAUUCAUCAAUCACCGAAGUGGAACAAGGACAGAAUCAACUGUUACGAAUGAAAUCUCAAUAUAAGAUUAAUGAGACGGCACAAGAAGAGCAAGUUAUCGACCACCAAGAACCAGAAAAUAAAAACCAAACUGAAGUUAUAUAUUCAAACUUUUCAUAUGUAUCGUUGCUGAGGAAGUUAAAACAUUUUAAGAAAAAGCCUUCAGUACUAAAAUCUUAUUCGUCUUCGUGGCUUCAAAACUUUUUUCCAUUGCCAGAAUUAAGUAAUACGCCAAAUCUUGAAGAAAGUCAAAGUUCUACCGAAUCAUACGCUGAGCUGCUAACGGACAUUAAUAUUUAUGAAACAAACGAACCAUUUUUGAAAGAAGACAAUAAUGAGGUCUCAACAGAUUUCACUUCGGAGACGAUUGAAGACGAUGAACUGUUAGCCUGUCCAAGCAAUUAUUUAGAAACCGAAACGAAAAAGGAAUUAAAUUAUGAAGAUAUUCAUAAUAUAACACUGGCAGAUGACGAGGAAGAUCCUAACAAACCCCAGAUGUUAUCGCAAAUACAAGAUUUAAUGAGUGAGCAGAUAGCGUCUGACACGGUAUUAUUUCUCAGUGCACUUAUUGAUGAAGUGGUAGACAAAUACGAAUGUAAAUAUAGUGAACCGAAUAUGUUGCUUCAACAUAACCUCAACAAGCCCCUAUUAAUAAAUCAAUUAAUAAAAAAACUCGCCCAACUAAAAGUUGAGCGAAAGAAACGCGUGUAUCUAAUUAAAAGUGUAGGCAUGUUUUGUAACAGCAAAGGACAAUAUCGGGUUUUUGCUGAAGACACUCCGCAGAGCAUUGAGGCACUGAAGCAAAACUACCAAGAUACUUUAAUGAAACUCGAUAUAAGUUUAGAAAAAGAAGAAAACCUUAAAAUAAAAGUGCAAAUGAAGAAAAUGGAGCUUGAGGGCAAGCUGUCAUUGCUACAGAAUAAAAACGAUACAAAAUUGCUGGAAUUGGAACGACUCGUUGAAGAAACCAUUGGCAACAAAAAAGAGCACUUAAAAAUGAUUGUUAAGACCGAACUAAGUGCCAUGAGCAAGCUACGAGAUGAAGUAUCGGCACGACGUUGCGAGUUGAUCCGAAAACAGCAUACGCAUAUCGUACUUAAGGAGAAAGUAGAGAAAUUCAGAGAUCUAAGCGACACCGUGACGUUUUCUGACUAUGAGCAAAUGUAUGGUUAUGUUCAGGAGUUGGAACAGAAAAUGAGAGAACGUAAUGCUCGAUGGGACAGAAUGAAAUCACGCUUCCAUAAGGCUCUGCAUUUAAAGGGACACUACAAGGAGCAGCAGACUUCACUACAAUCGAAAGUUAAAAUCCAAAAAUCGAUACUCCAGCAAUUGCACCGGGAAAUGCAUACUACUCGGGAUAUAGUUUCAAAACUGAAGAGAGAGCGAACGCGCAUAAAAAAGCAGAUUUCAAAAGUGCAUAUCGAAUCUAGCUUAUUCGAUAAGCCAGCAUUAUUAAUGGACUACGACGCGACCUUAGAGAAAAUAACCAAGGCCAAAAUAGAUGUGAAGUAUUUGCGUCAGCAACAUGAUAAUAUUAUAUGUAAAAUAGCACAACUUGAACGUAAUAACUUAUUAAAUUUUUGAUAUUUUUUCAUCGCUUAAAA